This is a messenger RNA of Enterobius vermicularis (human pinworm), 555 nucleotides long. The record is from the annotation of a GenBank genome assembly. NCBI's taxonomy places the organism in Eukaryota, Metazoa, Nematoda, Chromadorea, Rhabditida, Oxyuridae.
AUGGAUAAUUCAUUUUUUCUAACAGAAUAUUUUUUUGUUAUUUUAUUUCGUUUGGCACACAGCAAGCAAGUCGACUAUAGUAUCAUUAUUAGUUUAAUCGUUGAUCCUGCGGUAUUUAUACGGCAGGGACUGGAUUUUAUUCUUGCAGUUGCUGUUGUUAGUGGUGGUGGUGGUGGUGGUAGAAGGCGUUUCAGUGUUAACUAUUGGUGGUUCAUCAGAAUUCACUUUCACUUUGUCUUCUUUUUAGCAACGAGAGCUUUGUUAAACGCUAUGUCGUUGGAUCAGAUUGCAAACGUUGAUUUGGAUGUCGGCGAUUUCAAGUACAUCUUGAUUAAGAUGCAACAAAAAACCGGUGGAAAUGAGUCCAAGUACAUUGUGCGUGGGUAUAAAAGGUGCCCAUAUCAUGCAGAUGUCUUAGAGGAAACUAGAAAAGAGAAUGGGAUGAACGACUUUAGUUUGGAAGUGCUUGGAGGAGGUCGUGUAAAUCAUGAUCCAAAGAAGAAGGAAAUUGUUGUAUAUGGCGAAUCAAUGGUUAGUCUCUAUUUGCAUACUUAG